Molecule: messenger RNA, 363 nt
Organism: Adineta steineri
Lineage: Eukaryota; Metazoa; Rotifera; Eurotatoria; Adinetida; Adinetidae
Source: the annotation of a GenBank genome assembly
AUGCGACGCUUCUAUGGUGAUACCGAUCAAUUGGCACAAAACAAUCUCAAUGUACGAGACUUCAAUAACGAACAAGAUAGUAAUGGGGAUGAUGAUGACACUCUCAUCAAACGAUUGGAAUAUCUUCUAAAGAAACAUUUAGAUCUUAGUGUUACAAGGAGAUCGACAGGCACUGUCAAAUGGUUCAAUGCAGAAAAAGGCUUUGGUUAUAUUACUCCUGAUGACGGUAGUCAAGAUGUUUUUGCUCAUUUCUCAGCAAUCGCGAGCAGUGGAUACAGAAGCUUGGAAGAAGGUCAGAAGGUUGAGUUCGAAACGACCCAAGGUCCGAAGGGUCUAGAGGCAGAAAAUAUCCGACCACUAUAG